UCACCUGGGGAGGCCGACAAGUGCGGACACAUUGGCCGCCGCAGCGCUCGGCGAGGCGCGCACGGCCCCAGGCGGCUGCGCCCAGUGGAGGCAGCGCCCGCCCGCCCGCCCGCCCGCCGCGCUCCGCCUCGGGCACCGGCCGGCGCUCGUGGGGACCCGCGGUCACUCAGCCCCGCUCCGAGGCUGCGGCCCCCGGCCCAGGUCACUCCCCCAGGCGCACGCGGCGGCGGCGGCCCGGGCUCACCAUGGUGGCAGCGCGCGCCGAGUGCCCGCGCGUCGCCGGCCGCCGGAGCCGCAGCGCCGGCUGAGAGCUGUCCACCGAAGCCCCCCGCUCCUGCUCGCUCCUCGCCCGGCCCGCGCGUCCCCUCCGGCCGCCGCUGUCUAUGGCGCAGCCCCCCUCCCUGGAUCAUGCACAGAAACUUUCGCAAGUGGAUUUUCUACGUGUUUCUCUGCUUUGGCGUUCUCUACGUGAAGCUGGGGGCGCUGUCGUCCGUCGUGGCCCUGGGAGCCAACAUCAUCUGCAACAAGAUCCCCGGCUUGGCCCCGCGGCAGCGCGCCAUCUGCCAGAGCCGGCCCGAUGCCAUCAUCGUGAUCGGAGAGGGGGCGCAGAUGGGCAUCAACGAGUGCCAGUACCAGUUUCGCUUCGGACGCUGGAACUGCUCUGCCCUCGGCGAGAAGACCGUCUUCGGGCAAGAGCUCCGAGGAGCCGUGAGGCCGCCUUCACCUACGCCAUCACCGCGGCGGGCGUGGCCCACGCCGUCACCGCCGCCUGCAGCCAGGGCAACCUGAGCAACUGCGGGUGCGACCGCGAGAAGCAGGGCUACUACAACCAGGCCGAGGGCUGGAAGUGGGGCGGCUGCUCCGCCGACGUGCGCUACGGCAUCGACUUCUCCCGGCGCUUCGUCGACGCCCGCGAGAUCAAGAAGAACGCCAGGCGCCUCAUGAACCUGCACAACAACGAGGCGGGCAGGAAGGUCCUGGAGGAGCGCAUGAAGCUGGAGUGCAAGUGCCACGGCGUGUCGGGCUCGUGCACCACCAAGACGUGCUGGACCACGCUGCCCAAGUUCCGCGAGGUGGGCCACCUGCUCAAGGAGAAGUACAACGUGGCGGUGCAGGUGGAGGUGGUGCGCGCCAGCCGCCUGCGGCAGCCCACCUUCCUGCGCAUCAAGCAGCUGCGCAGCUACCAGAAGCCCAUGGAGACGGACCUGGUGUACAUUGAGAAGUCGCCCAACUACUGCGAGGAGGACGCAGCCACGGGCAGCGUGGGCACGCAGGGCCGCCUGUGCAACCGCACCUCGCCCGGCGCCGACGGCUGCGACACCAUGUGCUGCGGCCGCGGCUACAACACCCACCAGUACACCAAGGUCUGGCAGUGCAACUGCAAGUUCCACUGGUGCUGCUUCGUCAAGUGCAACACGUGCAGCGAGCGCACCGAGGUCUUCACCUGCAAGUGAGCGGCUCCUCCCCGCCCGCGGCCCCGCCCACCCCGCCCCGCGGCUCUUUGCACAUCUGCUCCUGGCCCGGCUGGGGCAGAGGUGGGUGGAGAAGGUGGGAGCUCCCAGCCCGAGAGAGCUCCCACGGGCCGAUCAUCCUCUCCUUGCCCCCACCAGGGGCGCCCUCCUGCCAUUCCUGUCCCUUCCCGUGGCAGAACAGUGCCCAUCACCUGGCCCAGAGGGCAAGGCCAAUGGCAUGAGUGUCCCUGACGCGGCCCAGUGAACUCCUCUUCUUUUCUCCGGGAUAGUGAACCUUAAGGGCACACACAUAUUCUGGAAAGCAAAGCGACAAGACUCUGAGUGUCCUCCUCCCCCGCCUGGUGGUAUGGACACGGAAAGACUUUGUCCCAGGCCGCAUCCGUCACUGGGCUCUGGGGCAGUCUGGGCAGAUGUUGACAAAAAUUAUUUAUGUUUUCUUAGUAUCAGAAGAGGAUUUUAGCACUAAGGCAUAGCCGGUCCUAACUCUGUACUCUGUGUUAGCUCAUCCCCUCGCUGCCCUCUGCUUCCUCUUCUGGCCCCUGGGUACCCGCGGGAGCAUCCCUGUGUAUGGCCCUGUCCCCGGGGAGGUGGCGGUGCAUGUGGUCCCCAUGUGAGCUGGGCAGGGGCUUGGUGACUGACACGGCCAAGAUGGGCUCUGAGGAGAGCCAUGGACAGGGACCUCUGGCCCUUUCUUUCCUUCUUUUGAAAAU
Molecule: messenger RNA, 2182 nt
Organism: Hippopotamus amphibius kiboko
Lineage: Eukaryota; Metazoa; Chordata; Mammalia; Artiodactyla; Hippopotamidae
Gene: WNT7B
Product: Wnt family member 7B
Exons: 4
Coding region: 384-1454 (356 amino acids)
Biological process (GO): canonical Wnt signaling pathway; neuron differentiation; cell fate commitment
Cellular component (GO): extracellular region
Molecular function (GO): frizzled binding; cytokine activity
Source: RefSeq, a predicted model, not a curated record